UGAAUUAUUCAACUUGGCCUUUUAUUUACGUCCUGAAACAAAGUAUUGUGAAAUGUUUGGUUAUACGUAGAAAAUAAGACGAUGUAACGACAGUUGACGAUGCUUACUUUGUCGUGAGGGGCAAGAAUUAUUCGCGACAAAAUGAAUGACGGCGAUUGGAUUUGCAGUGAUGCUAAUUGUGGAAAUAUCAAUUUUGCUCGUCGUUUGUCAUGUUAUCGGUGUAAUAAAGAGCGUCCAGAUGGAGUGAAGCCCUUUAAAAAGAAACUGGGCACGGAAAUUGGGAAAUCUGCGGCAGAAAAGUCUCGCGGUUUGUUCAAUGCAGAUGAUUGGCAGUGUAGCAAAUGUGCGAACGUCAACUGGGCCCGGCGUCAGACUUGCAAUGUUUGCAAUGCGCCCAAGUAUGGUGAAGUGGAAGCUCGGACUGGUUAUGGGGGUGGUUAUAAUGAACGUGGUGUAGUGGAGUAUCGCCGGCGAGAGCCCUCUUCUGAGGAUGAAUAUGACGAGUUUGGCAGAAAGAAACGCAAGCGCAAGUCAGACUCACAAAAACCAGACGAAAAGGUUGGCACCACUGAAGGACCUGUAUUCAAAAUGUUGCCACCAACUGUGCUGCAGAAGGGAGCCAUUACGGAUCGUUUGCCAGUUCCAGCACCAAAGAAUAAAGAACAAGAGAAAAUAAGUGGCAGCCUAAGUGAUGGCUCAGUGUGUGAACUUCCUCCACUUACAAAAUCAACUUUUCGGAAAAAUCAAAUACAAAGCCAAACAAACUACCAUAGACAAGAGCACAUGUUGCCAAGUUAUAGGUCCAACCAGCCCAGAAAAAGAUAUUCUAGUACAGGUGAUAAAGAACACACUGGGUCUUCUGGUUAUGAGACAGGUUCUAAGAAAUACAAGCGAGAUAGCAGCAGUUCUCCUGUCACCAAAGCUUGUAAUCCUGUGAUGGAAAAUAGAGUAUCCUCAACUAAUAAUGAUGUAGUCUAUAAAUUUACUGGCCCUACACCUGCACAAGACUUUCAAGUUACAUACACCUUGGAAGAACGAGUUAGAGCUGCAGCUCUUGCUAUUGUGUAUAACAAUUGCAGAAUCAGCACAGACAAGUUUGAAUCUCUUUUUGAUAAACCAGCACCAGAUUUCAAAACUAUUUUUGCUUGGCGACAACGACUUAUGAGUACUGGCUGCUUAGUGGAUGGUCAUGUGAUGUCAAAUAAGGAUAUUCCUGAAAAAACAGGUCUACCAGCUCUUUCUGUCAAACCAGGAUUGAAUCCCCAACAAAGUUCUCGCAAAUUACCAAAUCCUGAUGAGAUUUUAAUAUCUGACAGUGAUGACGGAUGUGAUACAAAUGAAAAAAUACAAAACCAAUCAGUUUCCCGACAAAGAAGCACAAGCAUUGAAACAUUGCGUCUUGGGGCUGACAGAGCUGCAGGUAGUUCUGUGAGCACAGCUGAUGAAAGAGAUUCACGAGCUAGAAGUCGAAACUCGCAAAGAAGCAAUUCCAGAUCAACUCAAAAUAAUCAUUCGCACUCUCCUUCUAGUGACAAUCAUGAUUCUAACUAUGCAUCUGAAGAUUCAGUGAAAAGGGGAGCUAUACCUAAGAAGAUUAUUAAUGCUAGUGUACCUUCUAGGAAGGUUACACAUGAUUCAGAAUCUGAUUCUAUUACUUCUGAUAGUGAGGAAGAUGAUUUUAGGGAAAGAGUUUUCAAAGGUAAUAAAACAAAGCGUAAAAUGAAGAAACGUCCAACGGUAACUGCUGUAAAGGUACCUAAUUAUGAAACGCCAAUCACGCAAGCUUUCCAGGGAUACAGUACAUUAAAACAAUUUGGACAAUCACCGUUAGCUACAGGUAAUAUUUACACACCAAACCUUCACAACAUGAAUGCGAAAAUAAAAGAAACUGUUAUGGACACUGAUGGUUGUUCGAGUGAAUAUGUGCCCACUAAACUUGGUUCUUCUGCUAAGAAGAACUACCAAGCUUUCAAAGACAAUGUUAAGAAAAAAGGCUUUUGGGUAAAAGCAAAUGGGCAAUCAUUUUCAAACACACAUAAAAAACCAAACAAUUCUAAGAAUGUAUUGGUACCUCCGCAAACUUCUGGAAAGGAUAGUUUUUGGGCUAAAACCAAUGUACAAGUUUUUAAAUAUGCAACACCAGCUAAUGUAUUCAAAAACUCUGUUAGUAAUCACCCUGGAACUACUGAUUUUUGGUCCAAGAUUAAUACCCAAGCUUUGAAAGACAUUGAUAGAUCUAAUGACAAAAUCUCUAACAGUUCCAAAUAUCCUGCCAUUGAUAACGUCUUUGCGAAAACAACAGAACAGUCCAACAUUAAAACUAAAACAACCAAUACUCCAACAUUUAGCCCUGAAGAAGAACAAGUUAGUAUAGAAACUUAUAGUGAUGAAAAUCGUGGUUACAAUUCUGGUCAACCCAUCGAAAGUAAUCAAACUGAAUUCACCAAUGAUGAUUUUAAUGAUUUUGUACCUAUUGACCCUUACAAAUCGUUAGAAAAUUCCAUCAAACAAAGUAAAACAUCCAAAGAUACUAGUAGUGUCUUUGAUAUGGUACAGUCAAAUACUUCAACUAAUAAAAGUAUACUGGACAUUUUUGGAAAUGGAAAGACUCAGGAUAGUCCUGAAAAUGACAACAUAUUGGAGAAAUACGACUCUGUGAGGAAAAUGUAUGAAACCGAAUGGGAUGAUGACGAUGAAGCUCUCUAUAAAGACUCUGAAUCCACAAACUUGCCCACUAAAGAACUUAGCCCUAUCCGUGAAGUUGUUCCAAAUAAACCCCCUAGCCCUAUGUCAAGUAUGCUUUAUGGCGAAAACGAAUUGAGUGCUCAAACAUCAACGCCCAAUAAAAUAACCAUUGAUGUUGUGCGGGAGAGACAUGACAAUUUAUUUAAUAUUUUAAAAGACUUUCAGGCCAAUAGGGAUGUGGAGGCAAGUGAAACUAAUGACACCCAAGAGCAUGCUGUGCAUCCUCAUAAAUCACAUCAUUUACCACUACAUGAAAUACCAUUCCCAAAACCCAAGCAUCAAAUGGAUACUGAUCAAAUGGCAACAUUAAAAUCUGACACAUUGCCUCUAGAGAUUUCUGAUGAAAUUAUAGAAUUGUCCAAGGGAAAUGAUGAUGCUAGUGUAACACAGAAUAACUUCCGUAACAAAAUUAUCAGUCCAUCUAAACAAGUGCACGUUCUUCAAUCAAUAACCAUCAAAACGAAAGAUGAUACACCGCAAAUUGUCGAGCCAGAAGCUGAGAAUUUACGUGAAAUCCAACAAAACAGUAAUUUAACAACAUUGACAUGUACUCCUGAACACGUUGGUAAUAACAUUGAGAAAUUGGAUAAAGUACCUGAAAUUUCGUCGCUUACCGUACCGCAAAUUGAUUUGUCGCAAUUGCUAGCGAAUAUAAAUACAAACGAACUCCUCUUAGCUCUUCAAAAUCUACAGGAUCAAACUUCAGUUAGCACUACUCAAGAAAAUGGUAAUCAAACCUUGCAAGAUGUGGAGCCACCAGUGGAGACAAUUAACCUAACAAAUGAUGAAGAUUGGGAGAAAGAGUCCAAUCACGAGGGUAGCAUUGAGAGACAACUAGAAAGGUUGGACGGUAAUACUGGUGACACUCCUUUUUUAAGCGAUAUUUUUGAUCCAGGACCAAUACUUAUACCUCCAAAUGUUGCCAAAAAAUUGAACUUAAAUCUCGAAGAGAAGAAGGAAACUUCUCCAUUUAUGAAUAAUAGUAAUACGCCUAUUAUCGGAAAUUUUAAAAGCUUCGCACUGCCAAAACCAAUAAUGUUGAAUAGACUCAAAGUGUCUGUUAAAGUUCCUGAUAAGAGUAAGAAAUUGCCUGGAGAAAAGAAGUCUAGAAGAAGGAAGAACAAAGCGGGUGCAUCGAAGGAAGGAGGCGGGGAAGGUUGCGCUGAAGAGGACGAGGAGGAAGAUUCAGGAGAUGAAGCUGAUCUCUCCAAGUACGAUCUCUGCGGUAGUGAUGAGGAGCAAGGCGCUUCAAACGCAGAAAAAAAAGAUGGCGAGAACUCAAAGGAGGGUGGUGCAGACGCUAAUGACAAAAAUGGUAAAGCAGCUAGUCCAGAAUCCAAGAGGAAUAAGAGAAGAUCUAGUUCGUCAUCAUCGACAACCUCGUCAUCGAGUUCUAGUUCAAGCUCGUCACAAGGGCAAAGUCCUAAAAAUAAAUUUGAUGAUUUCAACCUGAACAGUGAGCGCGAGGGCUCGCCGCGCGGCCGCCACUCAGGUUCUCGCUCGCGCUCCCCGCGUUCACGUUCCGGAAAAUCUCCACAACGGCGCAAAUCUCGCGACUCUAGAAGUUCACGGGACAAAGAAAAAUCUCGCGACCUCGAUCGACGCGACCGCUCGCGUGGUGAACGCAAAGAGCGCCGUUACAGUCGCGAAGGAAACCACUACACUCGUGUUAGGCACCGCUAACGAACUUUACUUAGUUUAGAAUGAACGACAGUCGAAAUCUAGCUCUGUAUGAAAUUUGCCUAGUUAAGGAAUUGGAUAGAGGCACAACGCUUUUGAAAAGUUAUAUAAGAUACUAAAGUAGUUUGGUAGGUAGGGGGAUUUUUAAAUGUAAGCUUUGUGGGCGAGAUUUCCAUGAAGCGAAUAAAAAGUCGCUGUUUAUUUUAUAAUCGGGGUGGUCUUUUUGACACGCGACUUUGUAUGUGAUAGUAGCAGUAGAUUUCAACUUGAGUUGGGUCUCGACUUUUGCAAGAAAAAAAGCGAUGUAAUGGGAUACUUAAACCUUAAGUUACGCGAGUAGUCUGUAUUUGCUAAGUAUAUAGCGAAUAUGUACUUUUAUCUAAGAUUCGCGAGUUGGAUUUUUUGCUAAAUAUCAAAGUAUUUUUUUGUAGUGUGAUCUCACC
Messenger RNA from Hyposmocoma kahamanoa, 4868 nucleotides. RefSeq lists its product as uncharacterized. Lineage: Eukaryota; Metazoa; Arthropoda; Insecta; Lepidoptera; Cosmopterigidae. The transcript is spliced from 8 exons. Bases 142 to 4428 code for a protein of 1428 amino acids. Gene Ontology annotation, molecular function: lipopolysaccharide binding; RNA binding. The record is from RefSeq and is a predicted model, not a curated record.